ACUCCCCUCAGGUCCAGAGCCCCACGCGGCACAAUAAAGAUGGCCAGGUAUCCUCGACUCGCCCUAUUCCCCUUAACUCAUUCUUUAUACCUUUCUCCAGCUCCAGGUUGAGCACUUUUGGACAGUAGACCUUCAUAAUCGACCCUCAUCCCUAAUCGCUUCACCGCUACCUACGCGCCGCACCACUGCGCCCACUGUCCCCUCAGCCAUUCCACCCUCCUCUCCGACACAGUUGCCUACAUUCGCACAUUCACCUACCAUGGAGCCGAGAGAAUCCAAACUCCGCCCAAUUCCCGCCCAAUUCCCCAAAUCCUUCACCAAACCCGACGAACCAUGGCAUCACUACCUCACCCUCGACCUCAUUGUCUACGUUCUCAGCUACACCCUGUUCCACCCCUGGACGUGCUGGAUCCUCGUCCUCUGCCUACGCGCGCAAUAUACUCCGUACGGGAACAUUGAGAUGCGGAUCGCCAUGGCCUGGGCGAUGCUCAUGUCUGGCAUUGGCAUUUUUGGGAUCUUCAGCGACAGGUUCGCAUACGGUAGACCGAGGGAGGUGGAUUUGAGCGAAGAGGUCAUCGUGAUUACUGGGGGCGUGGAGGGCUUGGGCGGGCUACUGGCGGAUACGUAUGGGAUGAGGCAUGCGAAUGUUGCGGUGUUAGAUACGAAGAAGGUAUCGGAUGAGGAGUCCGAGGAGAGGGGCGUGCUGUUUUAUCAGUGUGAUGUCGGAGAUGCAGAGCAGGUGGAGAGAGUUGCGAGGGAGAUUGUCGAGGAUCUGGGUCCUCCUACCAUUCUCAUUAACAACGCAGGCAUCGUCCGCCCAAAGUCCAUCCUCGAUACCACCGCCUCCGACGUGGAGCAAGUCUUCCGCACAAACACCCUCUCCCACUUUCACACCCUCCGCACAUUCCUCCCCCACAUGCUGGAGUCCCGCCGCGGCACUAUUGUCACCAUCUCAUCCGUCCUCGGUCACUUAGGCGCCGCCCACCUCUCCUCCUACGCCGCCUCCAAAGCCGCCCUACACGCCCUGCACCACUCCCUCCGCGCUGAACUCGCCCAGCACCCGCACGGCGCGGACAUCAAAACGAUUCUCGUGUCCCCGGGCCAAAUGAGCACAAAGAUGUUCGAGGGCGUCAAGACGCCGUCGAAUUUCCUGGCCCCCGUGAUCGCGCCGACGGAUGUAGCGAAGGAGAUUUUGAGGCUGGUGGAGAGGGGCGAGAGCGGGGAGGUGGUGAUGCCGUUGUAUGCGAGGUGGAUUUCUGUGUUUGGCGUGUUGCCUGCUGGAGUGCAGAAGGUGGUGAGGAGGUUGAGUGGGGUAGAUACGGCGAUUCAGAGAGCAGGACUCGUGAAGGAAAAGAUGGUGGCGGCGGAGAAGAGUGGUUAGAGCUUGGUUGAUACCCUUGUGUUUACCUACAUUGAGCCGGAGUUGUUGUACUUUGUAGCGUAUAGAUAAGUCUGUCUUAGUAUACAUGUCUUCUUCUAAGCGUGGUACUGCCAUCGCUGGUGUUUCCG
Westerdykella ornata is the source of this 1509-nucleotide messenger RNA. Its product is annotated as NAD(P)-binding protein. NCBI's taxonomy places the organism in Eukaryota, Fungi, Ascomycota, Dothideomycetes, Pleosporales, Sporormiaceae. Gene Ontology annotation, molecular function: oxidoreductase activity, acting on the CH-OH group of donors, NAD or NADP as acceptor. The transcript has 3 exons. The coding region runs from base 260 to 1381 and encodes 373 amino acids. The record is from RefSeq and is a predicted model, not a curated record.